GACGCAGGAGACAGUGAAGAGUUGUCGGUUGUGGACGAGGACGAGGAAGUUUCCGAAGAAAUGAGCUCGGCAUCUGUCGGGGCCAAGACCAGUACUAGUCCCGUGUACACCAGGGCAUGAUGAAGGAAUUUGAGAUGUGUGUGGUUCUGACCAAGUCGUGGAGCGGUAGUUUUGGGUUCACCAUCACACGCAGCAAACUGGAUGCCUGCUACUACAUUCAGGACAUACUGGACAACCCUGCUAAGACUGACGGACGGCUCAGACCAGGGGACAGACUAGUCACGGUCAACGGCCAGGAUAUGACGAAUGUGACAGAUGAGGUUGCCAUGUCGAUCCUGAGGUCGUCUCCUAGGAGACUGAGUUUGAUCCUGGGGAGGGCGGUGACCAACCUGAUAGCUCCACCUUUUCCAGACCACCUGCAAGACAUCAUACUGCACAAGACACCGACUGGACAGCUUGGUAUCAAGCUGACGGGUGGUAUAGGCAGCAAAUGGCAGGGGAUCUACUGUCUGGAGGUGGUUCCUGGUUCACCUGCCUGUGAGGAAGGCAGCGUCCAACCAAACGACAGGAUCCUGUACAUCUGUGGCCGAUGCACCAUGGGAAUGACUCUGGAGGACGCUGUCAAGGCCUGCGAGAACGCUCCGCGCAGAGUGAAACUCAAGGCCACCAGAGAUGACCAGCCUGUGACUCCCAAAGCCAAGAGUAAUGCUAAAGCCGUGCCCGAGACCACUGGGAAAUUCAGACCACUUCUCUCUGUCACCUCCGAUCAAGACAGCUGUAUCUUGCAAAUAUAUGUGUGUAAGCCAGAGAGGGGGGGUCUGGGCUUUGCUCUGAUUGGUGGAUGCAACGGAAGCACGCUCAGAGUGAAGGAGAUCUGCGCUGGAGGCGUGGCGCAGCAGGAUGGACAGCUCAGAGUGGGAGACAUACUGCUUGAGGUGAAUGGUAUAAUAGUAUCAGGUCUGAGCCACUGUAAGGUGGUGGAUAUCCUCCGUCAGGCUGAGGGAAACAUCCAACUCACAAUCUGUAGAGACAUACCACGGGCCAGCACAGCACCCUGCACUGAUGCAUUCUUCUCUAUGGGCUUCCCUGGAGACAACAUGGCCGUCUGUCCUGGAUCCAAUAUGGCCUCCUGUCCUGGAUCAGCAUCCAAUAUGGCUUCCUGUCCUGGAUCAAAUAUGGCCUCUUAUCCUGGAUCAAAUAUGGCUUCUUAUCCUGGAUCAAAUAUGUCCUCUUAUCCUGGAUCAAACAUGGCCUCCUGCCCUGAAGUCAACAUGGCUACCAGCAACGGAUCCAACAUGGCAUCCUGCACUGGAUCAAAUGUGUCAGUCUUCAUCGAAGCCGAACCAUACUCCAACCCUUCUGCAUGUUCCUCACCUGAUGUCCAGCAGGAGGACCUUCCCCCUGAGGGGACUUCAGAUCCAGUACCUGAUGUAGAGGAGGACAUUACCCCCCGUUUACCCCCCGACCCCUCCUAUCACCCCUCACUCCGCCUGCGGGCCCUCACAGAAGAGGACAUGGCUGGACAGGAGAGCUGUAACAGUAAACCCUCUCAUCCGGCUUGCUGCCUGUCCAGCAAGAGUAUGACUAACUUGCUCCAUGAAGCCUCGAACAGGAACCAAAUCCCUGUGAUGCCAUUGGACAAAACCAUGAUGGGCAGCAAGAACAGCCAAUCAGACGGCUGGAGCAGCGAGGAUGAGGAUGAUGAGACAUUUGAAGCUAAAGGUCAGGAGACCAUGUCACCCUUCCCAGGUCCACCUAUAGUAUCAGAAGAAGAGUUGGCCAGCCUAGCCAUGAUCAGUCCAGCUAAGACCAGUCAAUACGCUGGGUCCAGAGUGAAAGCCCUCAUACAGAUACUACAACAUCAACUAGACCAGCAAGAACUGGUCCGAGAGUUCAUGGCCUUGGAGCAUCUAAAGCCGUCUGAUAACUGUCUAGUGGGGAAAGCUCCGGAGAACCGGGAGAAGAACCGCUACCGGGACAUCCUGCCCUAUGAUAAGACGCGUGUUCCAGUGGGUGAUAACCAGGACUAUAUUAAUGCCAGUUAUAUCCAUAUGGAGGUUGGCAGUGAGGAGUUCAUCUAUAUCUCCUGCCAGGGUCCUCUGCCCUCCACCGUGCCCGACUUCUGGCAGAUGGUCUGGGAGAACAGGUCUGAUGUGAUAGCCAUGAUGACCCAGGAGGUGGAGCGAGGCCGGGUGAAGUGUCACCGCUACUGGCCAGAGAGGGUGAGCUGCCCCCUAGACACGGGGCGCUUCCAGCUCAGCCUGGAGAACCAGCAGAUCAAGGAAUACUUCCACAUCAAGAUCAUCCGCAUGGUGGAGAAAGAGUCUGGUGAGACCCACUUUGUCCGUCACCUGAAGUUUAUGCGUUGGCCUGACCACGGUGUGCCGCGGUGUUCAGAGCAGCUGGUCAGAUUUAUCCGCUACCUCCGAGCAGUCCACCAUAAAGGACCUGUCACUGUACACUGUAGUGCUGGGAUAGGACGAACAGGAGUACUGAUCUGCACCGAUGUCAUCCUGAGUCUCAUAGAGAACGAUCUCCCGAUCAACGUCAGUAACAUUGUGAGGGAGAUGAGACUGCAGCGAUAUGGCAUGAUUCAGACUAAGGAGCAGUACCUGUUCUGCUACAAGGUAUGGUUGGAGGUUCUACAUCGCAUCCUGCAGCUGCAUGGUAAGCAUUGGCAACCAGAGAGCCCCCGCAAACUUAAUGCGAGCCCUCGCACACACAGUAACCGAUGGCAACCGGAGAGCCCCCAUGAAGAUAAUCAAUUUGUUUGACCAGGUUUCUUGCCCCCGCCCGUUAGUUGAUUUUGUUAUGAACACUGUAUGUGUUUUAGCCAAUUCCUCUGUUCGUUUGAUGUCAUGCCAAAACAUGACUAUUCAGAGUUGGCUAAACCACAUAUAGAUGGGACGACCAGGCCACAGUAUGUUUCUGCAUGGUUUUGAUAUUUGGGUUCUGAAUUUAUUGAUGGAGGUAGAAAUUUUUACUGUUGGUUCUUUUGUGUUUUUUUUUCGAGAUGGCAGUGACUGAUUAAACACUUAAUUGAAAGGAGAGAUACUGUGAUUGCAGUAUUGGUUUGAGUUAGAUCAAUUAUUUGACAGCCUUUAGGGGUUUAGUGACUUUGUCUUCUUUGUUAAGUUAGGAGUGUUUUGGUUGUGUGACUUUUAAAGGGUGUUACUAUUUAAAUUGUUCUAUUUAAUCAUUCCACAUUUUUAAAGUUAAUGUGUAUAUUUUGCAUAUGAUCAAUUAUAACCUAAAUACAUUUAAUUGCACCACAGCACAUCACUAAUCAACGAUGUCACUGCUCAUUGCAAUGCACAGGGUGAGGUGUAUUAUACCAAAAUGUAUAUUAGAAUAUCUUUAAAUAUGUAGCUAAUAUAUAGAGUUAAUGAAAUAUUGUGUUUAAAUAUUGUGAAAUAAGUGCAUGUAAAUCUUGUAUGAGUUUUGUCAAUGACUGAAACCAGAAGUGAAUAGAAUCAAGUGCCUUGGAAAGACUUUGUUUCACCUUCGGAAACCUGAAAACCAGGUUUGAUUGAACAGGACCCUGAGAACACGUGCUCUGUGUGAUUCUGUAAGGAAUCUCUGUCCGAUACUUUCACCGUUUGUUGGUCAUGUUGUGUUGUCCCACAGCUCAGAUUCACUGUAUGUGAAUUAGUGGUGAAUCUAUCUUCAUUUUGCAGUCUGUCUACAACCACUGAACAAGUGCUUAGGUGUUUGAAAUGUAAUGGCAGUCAAAUGCACAAAAAAAACAUAUUGUAUUUCUGAAAGCAUUUCUCAUCAUUGUACAGUAACAUCACUAUUGUAGCUGCAGUUUCAGUAGCGUGAUAAUAUACCUCACUGUAACAUACACUACCAGUACAGUGUAACCUUGGUCUGGUCACUAUGUAUUACCUCUGACUGUCAUAUAAAAGCUGUUCUCAAAUACGUAUUUGUUUCACAUCGUGGUAUGAGACAGGAUCAGGAUUAGUAACAGAUUUUCUUCAUUUGGUAGGUCACAGGUAUUGUAUAUGACAAGGACUAUUUACAAACUGACAGAAUAUGGAAAAGAGAGAAAGAAGGAGAGAAGAAAAGAGAGAGGUCUACCUACAGGGCUAACUGACAGAACAUGGAAAAGAAAGAACGAGACAAAACCUUAACUGUGACUACAUGGAGCCCUUUUCUUGUACAGAGUAAAUUCUCUCUCCAGGUUUACUACAUGAUAAAUAAGUGUGUCUCACACGGGCCUUUGUGACGGCAUGGAAACCCCACUGGGUACACACUGGUUGGAUCAACGUUGUUUCCACACACACACACACUUCUUAAAACCUGAGACUGGGGAAAGCCCUGCAGCAAUGUCUCCCUCCCCCACUGUCAGGACUCCAUACCUCACUCCUUCACUAAGUCCCUUCCUCAUUCCCUCUCUCACACUCUCUCCCUCCUUCACUCUCUACCUCAGAUGUUGUAAUAGUUGUGCGUUAUUGUAUACUAGGCAUGGCGUGGGUUAUUCGGGGUCCAGUCACUUUUAGGUUUAU
Molecule: messenger RNA, 4508 nt
Organism: Salvelinus namaycush (lake trout)
Lineage: Eukaryota; Metazoa; Chordata; Actinopteri; Salmoniformes; Salmonidae
Gene: ptpn20
Product: protein tyrosine phosphatase non-receptor type 20
Exons: 18
Coding region: 117-2774 (885 amino acids)
Biological process (GO): protein dephosphorylation
Molecular function (GO): protein tyrosine phosphatase activity; protein binding
Source: RefSeq, a predicted model, not a curated record